UCUCUGCGCAGACGGCACACGAUUGAGCCGACCAAACAUCUAGUUACACUAAAAUGAGCCGGGUGCGUGGUUUCCUCCUCUCUCUCCCAAACUUAUUCGCUCUUUAAGAAAAGCAACGUCUUUUCGCGUGGUCUUCGUCGUUUUCUCUCUCUCUCGUUCUUCCUGCUCAGAUAGACGAAUUUCCCGGCGGAUUUCUGGGCGAGUUCACGUAGUUCUGGUUGCCGAAUCUGCUCGUUCAUCUGUCGAAUUAGGAUCAAUGUCGUCUGAUAUAAGCUAGACUGAUUCCUCAUCCCUCGCUCUACUUCUUUUCCGUUUGCUUCUUCUUCUCCUUGCUUUCUCUGGCAAUAAGUUUAUGGCGGCUCAAGGUAGUGACUGCAUCGGAUCUAGCUCUAUGGUUCGGUUUUCUACUGUUUGAGUUCUGAUUUCACGGGCUUUGAGCUAGGGUUUGUAGUUUCUGCUGUUUUUUAUUUAACUGAUCGAGUACUGGGAGAAUGAUGGGUACGACGGAAAUUUUACUGGGAGCAGUAGGACCACCGAUAAAACCGAGGGCAGGAUUGCGAAGGGAACAAGCGGGAAGAGGGUCAUACAGAGGAAGCUAGUACUAGGUUGUUAGGUGAUCUAAGGCAACAGGAUUUCUCGGGAGUGGUGUAAGGAGAGUGGUUUUAUUCUCUUGUUAAAGUUUUCGGACACAGAUAUUUCGAACUGAGAAAGAACAAAAGGAGGGUUCUACUGGAAGCUCUUGUCUUGGGCUUCUGUUGGGAGCUUCCUGUUCUGAUUAGUGUUUCUUUUGGAGGUCGGGUUUAGUUGAACCGUUAAAGGUGUUUUUCGACUUCGUGUGGGGUUUAGAUGGGUUCUACCUUGCAACAGAUUCUGAAGAGCCUCUGCUCAAAUACAGAUUGGAAGUAUGCCGUCUUCUGGAAAUUCAAUCAUCGUUCUCGAACGGUACUUACUUUGGAGGAUGCUUACUAUGAUAAUGAUGGGCAGAAUAACCCUGUGGAGGUUAAAGAUUUUAAUGACACAGCAGCAAAUUCGCAUGGCGGGCACUGUGCCCAUGAUCCCCUUGGAUUAGCUGUGGCAAAGAUGUCAUAUCAUGUAUAUUCUCUAGGGGAAGGGAUUGUCGGACAAGUUGCAGUCUCUGGACAACAUCAAUGGGUCUUCCCUGAAUAUUUUCACAAUUCUUACUUGAAAUCUGAGAAUGUCUGGGGGAGUCAAAUUUAUGCUGGAAUUAAGACCGUUCUUGUAGUAGCUGUUGGUCCUCGUGGAGUACUACAGCUAGGUUCUUUACGCAAAGUUGAUGAGGAUGGGACUUUGGUGACUCGUAUCAGACAAUUGUUUUUGGCGCUUAAGGAGUCGUUGACAGACCAUGCCACCAACUUAUUGCAAUGUAGCAUGAAUAGUAAAACAUCUCUGCCAAGCAUACCUUCAGAAUGUUUACGUGUUAAGGCAUUUCCUGAUAGCUCAGAAGUAAAUAAAGCUGUGAAUGUGGAAGGGUCAAAUCUUCUGUCACAGUAUACAAGUGAACAAACUGUUAGCCUGCCAAAUGCUCAUCCUUCAUCAUGUCUUCAUAUGGAGAUGGCUGUUCAAGUAAUUGAUGGGUGCGGAGCAGAGCAAGUAUCCAUGUCUGGGAGUUAUCAAGGUGUUAAGCAUGAUUUUUCGGUUGAUAUAGCUGACACUAAAAGUGAGAACCAAGUGGGUACAGGCAUCAUCUGCAAUGCGCUUUAUGAGGGGGAAACUAGUAGCUGCAGAUAUUCGAAAAAGGAAUCAGAUCCCAGUUUGUAUCCGUAUUCAAGGAAUGAUGCUUUGAACAAUAUAGACUCAUCUGCUUUUGCAAUCGAGGAUGACAGUUUUUUUGUAGGUCGGUUAUAUUCAGACCGCGAUUCAGCUGUACACAGUUCAUCGAAAAUGGAUGUAAAAUGUUAUCCGCUAAAGGAAGUGCCCCAGGUAUCUGAGUGGCAAGUAGAAAGGUACCUGAAAGAUUCAGAUCAUCUGCUGGAGAGUCAAAGCAAAUCAAGUCAAUUCGAGGCUUUGAGUGCAUCUGUGUCUUCUUUUGCUGGCAGCAAGCUGCUAGAGGCAUUAGGGCCUGCUUUCAGUGAAAGAAGCGCUAGGUGUCAAGAGCACGCGAAGUCUGAAACCGGAGCCACUGUAAGUCUGGCUGAUGAUUUGGGCCUUAGUCAGCUUACAUUUGAUUCCAACUUUGAGAAUCUGCUAGAUGCUGUGGUUGCCAAUGUGUGUCAUAGUGAUGGUAACAGGCAGGGAAUAUCACCGAGUAGAGCAAUGCAUUCCUUGCUUACGAAUGUUGAAAGGACAGAACCUUCAGGCCAUGCAAAACAUGAUAUUGUUAGUUCUGUUGGGAGUGUAAUUAAUCAACUGCCUCUUGCAGAAGGAAAUACUCGACAGAAUCCAUCUGAUAUUUGUGGGGCAUUUUCUUCCAUUGGCUUCUCAUCUAAUUGUCCCAGUUCCUCUAGUGAGCAGUUCCAGACAUCACUGGAGAUGCCCAAGAAGAUAAAAAAAAGAGCUAAACCAGGGGAAAGUUCCCGGCCUCGACCAAGGGACAGACAGCUCAUUCAAGAUCGUAUUAAGGAGCUUAGGGAAAUUGUGCCCAAUGGUUCUAAGUGCAGCAUUGAUUCUUUGCUGGAACGAACGAUCGACCAUAUGCUCUUUUUACAGAAUGUCACUAAGCAUGCUGACAAGCUUAGUAAAUGUGAUAAUUCGAAGUUGCAGCACAAGGAAAAAACUGGCGUUCUGAGAUCAGCUAGUACUGAACAAGGUUCAAGCUUGGCAGUGGAGGUUGGAGGGCAUCUUCAAGUGUGCUCAAUUAUAGUGGAGAAUCUGAACAAGCAGGGGCUGAUGCUUAUUGAGAUGUUAUGUGAAGAAUGUAGCCAUUUUCUCGAGAUAGCAAACGUGAUCAAGAGCUUGGACCUGACCAUCUUAAGAGGCAUCUCCGAGGCACAAGGCGAGAAAACAUGGAUCUGCUUUGUAGUUGAGGGCCAAAACAACAAAGUAAUGCAUAGGAUGGACAUCUUGUGGAAGCUGGUGCAAAUAUUUCAACACAAGGCCACAGGCAACUUGAAACUUUACGCGAGACAAAACAAGAGCGGCGUCUCAGUUUCUUACAUGAAAGCUCUGAGCAACUCGACUCUUGUCCGAGUUUCUUCACACAUUCUUGUCCGAGCUUUCUCCACUUGCCCUUCUCGGAAUCUCCCGAUCUUACGCUUAAUCAAACAAUGCCCAAACCCCAAGCUUCUAGAACCUGCUUUAGCCGCCAUGGUCAAGACCGGCGAGAGCCAAGACUGUUACUUUAUGAACCAGUUCGUCACCGCCUGCACUUCCUUUGACCGCCUCGAUCUAGCGGUUAUCUCCAUGGCCCAGAUGCAGGAGCCUAAUGUUUUCGUAUACAAUGCGCUGAUUACAGGCUUCGUUCGUCGUUUACAUCCACUUCGUGCUCUGGAUUUCUAUAUUCUCAUGCUCAGAAACUCCGUCUCUCCGUCGAGCUUCACGUUUUCCUCUUUGAUAAAGGGUUCGUGUGAUGUUUCCGCGUCUUGGUUUGGGGAAUCGAUUCAUUGCCACGUCUUUAAAUUUGGGUUUAGCUCUCAUGUUCAUGUUCAGACGACCCUUAUUGAUUUCUACUCGGAUUCCGGUAUAAUCAUGAACGCUAGGAAGGUGUUCGAUGGAAUGCCCGAAAGAGAUGUUUUCGCAUGGACCACUAUGGUUUCAGCUUAUGUUAAGGCUGGGAAUAUGGAGUCUGCAAGUGAUUUGUUUGACGAAAUGCCAGAAAAGAAGAUUGCAGCUUGGAAUUGUAUGAUCGAUGGAUACAUAAAAUCGGGAAACUCGGAACUAGCAGAGUCAUUGUUCAAUCAGAUGCCGGUGAAGGAUGUAAUCUCAUGGACAACUAUGAUCAACUGUUACUCCCAUAACAAGAGGUACGUAGAAGCAAUAGCCGUGUUCCAAAGAAUGACGGAAGAGGGGAUUAUCCCCGAUGAGGUGACUAUGUCGACUGUUAUUUCGGCUUGUGCCCAUCUCGGAGCUUUAGAUUUAGGUAAGGACAUUCAUCUUUACAUUGCGCGGAACAGGUUUGAUCUUGACGUAUACGUUGGGUCCGGAUUGGUUGAUAUGUAUGCAAAAUGCGGUAGCUUAGACCGGGCGCUUCUGAUAUUCCUCAACUUACCGAAAAAGAACCUCUUUUGCUGGAAUUCGAUCAUAGAUGGGCUUGCCUCGCAUGGUUAUGCACAAGAGGCGCUGAAAAUGUUUGCUGAUAUGGAGAAGGAGAAGGUAAAACCUAACGGGGUCACUUUCGUAAGUCUUUUAACCGCAUGUACUCAUUCGGGUCUGGCAGGAGAAGGCAAAAGGAUAUUCAAGAGCAUGAUCGAUGACUAUUCCAUUGCUCCUAGCAUCGAACACUACGGAUGCAUGGUUGAUCUGUUAAGCAAAGCCGGGUUGGUCCAGGAGGCACUUGCGUUGAUCAAAGGCAUGAACUUUGAACCAAAUGCGGUUAUUUGGGGGGCAUUGCUCGGGGGGUGCAAAACUCACGGGAAUUUAGAGAUAGCUGAGGUAGCGUUUAACGAGUUGACAGUGUUGGAGCCGGAGAACAGCGGGUAUUACUCGCUUCUGAUAAAUAUGUACGCAGAAGAAAACCGGUGGGGGGAUGUUGCAGAGAUGAGAGGAAGAAUGAGAGUUAUGGGGAUAGAGAAGAGAUGUCCUGGGACAAGUUGGGUGGAGAUAGACAGGAGAGUUCAUCAGUUCGCUGCGUCAGACAAAUCUCACAAGGCUUCUGAUGAGAUUUACUUGUUGCUUGACUUUAUGUAUUUCCAACUGAAUGCAAACCGGUUAUGCAUACCGGUUUCCGGUUUAUAAAAUUUGAAGAUGAUUUUAUAAACCGGUUUUGCAAUACAUGUUGGUAGCUCCUCUCCAAUGGAGAAACAUACAUAUAAGAGGAGGUUUUAUGAUAUGUAUUUGGAAAAGUUGGUAGGGUCUUUUGUUCUUGUAAAUAUCAUUAGACGUAGGUUAUAAGAUUCAGUUGUACGAUUCGUAUUC
This is a messenger RNA of Tarenaya hassleriana, 5031 nucleotides long. RefSeq names its product transcription factor bHLH155. The coding region runs from base 847 to 4851 and encodes 1334 amino acids. Gene Ontology annotation, molecular function: DNA-binding transcription factor activity; protein dimerization activity. Lineage: Eukaryota; Viridiplantae; Streptophyta; Magnoliopsida; Brassicales; Cleomaceae. The record is from RefSeq and is a predicted model, not a curated record. Gene Ontology annotation, biological process: regulation of DNA-templated transcription. The transcript has 12 exons.